UGAAAUACAGCCCCUCAACACAACCACCCCGUCUGUCCCUCCACUCUCAGACCCCUUCCCGGGAGCCCACCUACCGCCCGACAGCUUCACUCUGAGUCGCUAGGCGCCAUCCCUUCGCCACCCACCCCUGUCCACAACCAGGCUGUCAUCUGAGGCCUAGGACUGCCAAUCUGCCACCAUUGUCCUGGAGUCUCCAGCAAUUCAGGGUUAAUCUCUAAUUAAGGGUUAUGUCAUGGGACCGAACCUCCAGGAAUACGUCCAACCAAAACUGGCCACCCGAGCUGGGGGUGAUUGGAGCGGCAGUGGGUGGGAGCGAUGGCACAUUGGCAUGUCUCAGCCAGCGGAGAUCAGAUAAAUAUGACUUCCUGGAGGUAAAGGGAGAUGGGAGGCAACCAAAGGGGGGUGACUGAAAUGCAGCAGCUGAUGGAGAAGAUUUUACCCACCCGCAGCCACACGUACAAUUUGGUGGGGUCGCUUUGGACAGAUGACUCCAAAUUACCCCAAAUUCCCUUCACAGCUAUCUGCAACCUGACAGCUCCCCCGAAUAUCGCUAGCCAGCAGUGUGGUUUAGCUAUCGGCCAACCAUUCAAGGUCGUGGAGCUAACGACAGGUGUGGUUAGAAAUGUCUUGUGACAGAGCCAAUAAAAAUGACGUGGAAAAUUGACAGGGCCGGAUCGCCGACCUACGGUGAGAAUUCACACCUGUCAGACCCCCUGGUGUGAGAGCAGAGCAGGGAUUGGUGGCCCAGUGUAGGACGCAGCCCUGGCUGGGGAGCUGCUCCUAGGGACCAUCACCAAGCCAGGAUGGUCCAGGAGAUGCCAGCUGCUGCUGUGCUGACCCCUGCACCAGGGCAGCCGGGUGGGGCAUCAGACCAGAUGGUCCAGCUCUGAACACUCCAACUGCCCCAGUCUAAGUAAGAGGAAUCCUCCUCAGUCAUAUGCAGUACAGGGGCUAAGAGACACAGAUGAAUGUGGCUGAUUCUAGGGGACAGUGGAAUGCAUGCACACACACACAUACACACACACACACCACCCUGUCCCUCACACAGGGAAUAGCACAUGCUCAAACACACACACACAUAUCCGGCCCUUGUCCCCCUCCUCUCGCUGCAGCCAUCUCAGAGGCACUGACCACAAAACUUCCCACUGCCGCCUGGGGCUGACACGUCCGGAGGAUGCUGAGGCUGAGCUGAGUUGGCCCCACGGAGCCGUCCAGAGAGCAGGGACCAUGGAGCAGCUGCCAGCCCUGAGCACCGUCCUCUGCAUUGUCCUCCUCAUCCCUACCUGGGAAGCAGGUCUCACAGUCCUUCAGAGCCCUGCUGCCCUCCGAGCGUCCCCCGGCGAGACCGCGGCACUUAACUGCUCCUUCGAGAACACACAGGGCAGCCUGGCCAAAGCGACCUGGACCAGAGCACCCGGAGUCGUGCUGGAUUCUGCCCAUCCCUUCUACAGGGGGCGGCUCCGUAUGUCCCACCUGGAUCUGCUCCAGAAAGGGGAGGCCACACUGACCCUGUCGGAGCUGGAGCAGCGGGACUCUGGUCUCUACCAGUGUCACAUCAGCAUCUGCAAGGGAGAGAGCGGGAGGGGAGCAGGCACCGAGCUGCUGGUGACGGGGAGAAACCAGAGUGACACAGGGGCUCCAGGGGGACAUGAGCUCUGUCGGGACUCAGGGCCCCUCUUUUACCGAGCCGUCAUCUCCCUGUCGCUCAUCAUUCUCUUCUCCCUGGGAAUCAUCCUCAGCCUGCGGCCUUGGAACGGCGUCCCCGUGGAUCCUGUGGUGGGUGCUGGCUCCAAGCUGCCCCUGGCACUGGGGCAGGUGUCUCUGAUUUAGCCACUCACGGGGCUGGUCACUGGCAGGAUUUACCCAGUUCUUGGUUCAGAAGCCAUCAGACUUCGCUGGACUCUGAGCCACCUGCCGGUGGCUCCUGCGGGGCCAGGCCUCUCCGCUCUCCUCUGCUUCUAUGUGUGGGUCGUUCGGCCCUGGGAACCGAGCGAAGGGGCCGCGCGGGAGCUUUGUUGCCCCCAGUGGUCGUGGCCGUUACAGUUCUGCUUGGUACAGGAAAUGGCUGGUGGCUCCGGGCGUCGGGCUCCGGGGUGUGGCUGGCUCUGGGGAGGGGAAUGUGCACCCUGCAGGGCUGCUGCUGUGAUCCCAGCCGGGGUCAAUCGGCCGUAGCUCCACUGGAAUAAACUCAGAAACAUCUAUUGACACCAGCUGUGAAUCUGUCCUGUAUGUCUUGGGUCUGACAAUGACAUUAAAGAAAAAUAUUUCUCAAGAGAAUCCGAGAAUCUCAGGGUGGGAAGGGAGCUCAGGAGG
Gopherus evgoodei (Goodes thornscrub tortoise) is the source of this 2313-nucleotide messenger RNA. RefSeq lists its product as uncharacterized. NCBI's taxonomy places the organism in Eukaryota, Metazoa, Chordata, Testudines, Testudinidae. The record is from RefSeq and is a predicted model, not a curated record. Gene Ontology annotation, biological process: immune response-activating cell surface receptor signaling pathway; natural killer cell activation; positive regulation of natural killer cell mediated cytotoxicity. The transcript has 4 exons. The coding region runs from base 1000 to 1830 and encodes 276 amino acids.